AUGAAUUUGGAAAAUCGCGUACCUGCAAUAAGCCCUCUUUUUGAGGCAAUUGGUAAUGCCAAGACGUUACGUAAUGAUAACAGCAGUCGUUUUGGUAAAUUUUUGCGCAUCGACAUCAGUGCCAACAGGAUGUUCCCUAUGUCUGGUGGCCGAGGCCAGAAAUCCGCGACUAAUUUCAUGCAGGCCAUUGUCAGCACCUAUCUUUUGGAGAAAUCUCGUGUCGUAUUUCAGGCAAGUUUUCAAAAUAUUCUUAUUAGUAGGUCUUGA
Protopolystoma xenopodis is the source of this 267-nucleotide messenger RNA. Lineage: Eukaryota; Metazoa; Platyhelminthes; Monogenea; Polystomatidea; Polystomatidae. The record is from the annotation of a GenBank genome assembly.